This is a messenger RNA of Gilbertella persicaria, 1532 nucleotides long. RefSeq lists its product as uncharacterized. Lineage: Eukaryota; Fungi; Mucoromycota; Mucoromycetes; Mucorales; Choanephoraceae. The record is from RefSeq and is a predicted model, not a curated record. Bases 48 to 1532 code for a protein of 494 amino acids. The transcript has 3 exons. Gene Ontology annotation, molecular function: protein binding.
AUAUUUAUACAUUUCUAUCUUUUCUUUUCUUUUCUUUUUCAUUAACCAUGCUUCAAGACAUUAAGAAUAGAUUUAAACGCUCAACACCUUCAUUAAGAUCAAUAGAAAGGGAAAAAGCUUCUCUUCCUCAGUACAGUGCUUCCACGCCAGUCUUAAAUACAAUGGCACCUACUCCACCUCGUCAUAUCGUUUCGCCCAUAUCCGCACGAAAGCUCGAAAAAUCACCUGUCAACGCGAGCAGUAGUAGUAGCAGCAGCAUUAGUAGAAGUAAUAGUAGUAUACAAUUAAAUGAAUCUCAUACUCAACACAAUCGAACGAGCCAAAGCUCAGCUACUUCUAGUUCCACUAGUCUCUCUAUGCCCCCAACUCCACCUAUGACAGGACAAAAACCUCUUCGAUACCCCUCCAAUGUUAGUUUACCCAUCUCCUUCAACAGUGAUUACCUUAUGAACCAUAGCCAUCUUAAACCCGGCAAUAAUGCUGAACUUUUAUCUUAUGACAAAACCAUUAAUAUGUACCGAGAAAAUGCCAAAAAAACCAAUGACCCUAAUCUUCAAUGCGAUCUCGCCAUUUUUAUCUAUGAAUCAUGUAAAAGGAACCAAACUGCCUACAUGGCAGAAGCAGUCAAGAUGCUCAAGACACUCGCAUUACGUGGCCAUGCUGAAUCUCAGUACUAUCUCGCUAAUAUCUAUGCAUCCGGAGCCCUGCACAAAUCUGGUGAACCUAACUUUAAUAACGCAUUUCCUUUAUUUUUACAAGCUGCCAAACAUCAGCACUCAGAUGCUGCCUACCGUGCUGCUAAAUGUUAUGAAGACGGAUUAGGUUGUCUCAAAAAUAAGUCAAAAGCUGCACAAUAUUACAAACUCGCAUCUACAUUAAAUCAUCCUGGCGCAAUGUAUAGACUAGGCAUUGCAGCUAUUCAUGGCGAUCUUGGCUUACAACGUAACGUAAGAGAAGGUAACAAAUGGCUUAAAAGAUCUGCCGAAUCAGCUACACCCGAAUAUCCUCAUGCACUUCAUGAAUUUGGCCUAUUGCACGAAAAGGGAUUGGAUGGUAUCAUUUUUAAAGAUCACACUUAUUCCGUCAAACUAUACAAAAGAGCAGCUGAACUAGGCUAUUCACCUUCUGCUUAUCGACUUGGUCAAUGUUAUGAGUAUGGCUACCUAGGUUGUCAAAAGAGUGUAGCUACUAGUAUAUCGUAUUAUCAUAUAGCUGCAAGCCAAGGGCAUCCUGAAGCGUGUCUUAUUCUCUCUGCUUGGUAUUUAGCAGGUGAUCCUCCACAGUUGGCACCUUCUGAAGACAAGGCGUUUUAUUGGGCCAAGAUAGCAGCUGAGAAGGGGUUGCCCAAGGCUGAGUUUGCUUUAGGUUAUUAUGCUCAAGCUGGUAUUGGUAGACCUCAAGACCCCCAAGAGGCCAUUGCUUGGUAUCAAAAAGCAGCCGAACAUGGACAUAAAGAAGCACAAAAGAGACUAGAAGACUUGAACAAGGCACCAAAGAACAGCACUCCAUUAGUGCCAUCUUUAGUUGCAUAA